Spizellomyces punctatus DAOM BR117 is the source of this 748-nucleotide messenger RNA. RefSeq names its product translation initiation factor SUI1. Gene Ontology annotation, molecular function: RNA binding; translation initiation factor activity; ribosomal small subunit binding. Lineage: Eukaryota; Fungi; Chytridiomycota; Chytridiomycetes; Spizellomycetales; Spizellomycetaceae. The record is from RefSeq and is a predicted model, not a curated record. Gene Ontology annotation, cellular component: eukaryotic 43S preinitiation complex. Gene Ontology annotation, biological process: translational initiation. The transcript has 2 exons. Bases 227 to 562 code for a protein of 111 amino acids.
CUGCGGUGGGGGGGAAACUGCAAUCGACAACGACAAACGGGUGAUAUUUAAAGCAACUUGCCUGCCAUCCAUCCGUUCAUCGCAAAUCAUCCAUCCAUCCAUCCAUCGCUGUUUUUUUAGCGUCGUCCAGACUUACUCCAUCCACUGAAGAACAACACCAAAACACAUCUCCACACUUUUCCCUUGCGCUUUCACACAUUCUUCUUUGCGAACGGAAGCCGGUUUUAUGUCUGAGACCAUCCAGAAUCUUGCAUCUUACGAUCCUUUCGCCGAUACAGGGGAGGAGAGUGACCUGAAAGUACAGGGAUAUAUUCAUAUCCGUGUCCAACAACGAAACGGACGCAAAACUCUUACCACAGUGCAAGGCCUUCCUGCCGAUCUCGACCAAAAGCGCAUCUUGAAGGCCUUCAAGAAGGAAUUCGCAUGCAACGGCACUGUUGUACAGGAUGAAGACCUAGGCGAGGUUAUCCAACUUCAAGGCGACCACCGUGUCAAGAUUCAGCAAUUUUUGGCAUCUGAAGGACUUGCCAGUAAGGACAAGAUCAAGAUUCACGGGUUCUAAGGUUGGGCGGUUGAGCAUAGCAUAGCGUUUGGCUCAUUGGGUUUAGUAUUUCUAUUUGAGAUUUGGGCAGUUUAUAUGCUGAAUUUGGGGUUGACUGCAAAGGAAUGGCGUGCGUGUGGUUGCCGAAUACAAAAGAACGAGGCUGUACUCUUUCGGGCUGUUAUAAUAUAAUUAUUGAUGUUGCAA